Molecule: messenger RNA, 1605 nt
Organism: Lachancea nothofagi CBS 11611
Lineage: Eukaryota; Fungi; Ascomycota; Saccharomycetes; Saccharomycetales; Saccharomycetaceae
Source: the annotation of a GenBank genome assembly
AUGUCAUUCAGUUCUUCCCCCAAUUCAUUUCACUAUCCAAAAGUUCACCCUAGCAAUAAUAGUGGGAGUGAUUACACGCAUCAGCUUCCUACGCACCAAAUGCAACCUCUCGCAGAGCAGGGUACUUCGAGAUCCAAUUCCCUAUACAUGGGAGAUCUGGACCCCAACUGGGACGAAAACUCCAUCCGCACAGUUUGGGCUUCUCUAGGUGAGCCCAAUGUUCAAGUCAAAUUGAUUCGGAAUGCAGGCCCUAUCGCGGGUAAUUCCGGUUACUGUUUUGUCGAGUUCCCUUCACAUCUGAACGCAUCCAACGCGUUGCUGAAAAAUGGUCUUUUGAUUCCUAAUACUGCUAACAGACUUUUGAAACUCAACUGGGCUACCUUUGCCACCACUCCUGGCAACGAGCACUCCAUUUUCGUGGGUGAUCUCGCCCCGAACGUAAGUGAAGCCCAGCUGUUUGAGCUUUUUAUCUCGAGAUACGCCUCGACGCUAAAUGCUAAAAUUGUCUUCGAUCAAAUGACUGGCGUCUCUAAGGGAUACGGGUUUGUGAAAUUUGGUCAAGAAUCAGAACAGCAGAGGGCGCUUGUGGAAAUGCAAGGUGUUUUUCUAAACGGGAGAGCCAUAAGAGUUAGUACCACGUCAAAAAACAGACUCAAGUAUCCACCACAGCAGCAGCAGCAACAGCAGCAGCAACAGCAGCAGCAACAGCAACAGCAGCAGCAACAAGGUUAUUCGCAGCAGUAUCAAAUCUCUCAAGUUAGUGGUGGCCAGUUGCAGUCUCAAUUCACAUAUCCUGUUCAACAGCAGCCAACUCUCAAUCAAUACACAGAUCCCAAUAACACAACGGUAUUCAUUGGCGGGCUAUCAUCCUUAGUUACGGAAGAUGAAUUACGCGCCUAUUUUCAACCUUUCGGUUCAAUUGUCUAUGUCAAGAUUCCAGUCGGGAAGGGAUGUGGGUUUGUUCAAUAUGUUGAUAGGCUCUCCGCAGAGACAGCCAUCUCUAAAAUGCAAGGGUAUCCAAUCGGAAACUCAAGGAUACGACUUUCAUGGGGAAGAAGCGCGAAACAAGCCGUGAUAAUGCAACAAGCUUUUACGUCAGCCGCACAGCAACGUCAGCACCCGCAAUUGCAGCAACCACAGCAACCACAGAGCCAGCCUCAGCAACUGCAGCUAUCUUCGGCCAAUUUACCGUACGAACGUCAGCCCGCUAUGCCAUCUUCGUACGGUUACUCAAGUACAUGGGAUUCUCUAAAUGGAAGCUAUUUGCCUUUUUCUCAAACUUCUUAUUCCAAUUCUAGUAACGACACGGGCACAAGCUCAUCAAGUUCGUUGCUUGCCGGUCUGAGUAAUUUAGAGUAUUCUGGUGCUCCUACAGAUACAACAUCGAUGAGUAGCGUGUUCAGUUAUUCACCUACAUACUCAACACCUCAGUCUGCGGUGCUAGGAGCUCCUUCUCGGACUGCUGAUCAAUCUGCUACUUCACUGGCACACGGAAUGUCGUCACACCCACAAUUUUUAGUGCAAGGCAACGACGUUUAUGUCAAGAGUAAGUCCGAAACAAUUGACAGAUUAGAGAAGGGGAGCAAUGGCUUCAUUUUUGCCUGA